Messenger RNA from Bacidia gigantensis, 1389 nucleotides. RefSeq lists its product as uncharacterized. Gene Ontology annotation, biological process: ribosomal small subunit export from nucleus; ribosomal small subunit biogenesis. Gene Ontology annotation, cellular component: cytosol; preribosome, small subunit precursor; nucleus. The transcript has 2 exons. NCBI's taxonomy places the organism in Eukaryota, Fungi, Ascomycota, Lecanoromycetes, Lecanorales, Ramalinaceae. The coding region runs from base 1 to 1389 and encodes 462 amino acids. The record is from RefSeq and is a predicted model, not a curated record.
AUGCCAAGGAGGAAAUUUGACAAGGCUACCUCAACCACCUUUCAAGUUGUUCAUCGUCCACAAAAUGACCCAAGGAUCAACGAUGAAGAAAGUAGCUCCGCUGUUUUUCGAGAGCUUGCUCCUCAACAGUCGCACAAGAUCAAGAGCAGGACAGAUCUUGAGUCCGAACUCUUCAGCGACGCAAUCUCAAAUAGCAGUGGGCCAAGUAUAAGAAGCAACGAAGGAGAGGCAGCCGAGCAAGGCAUAUACUACGAUGACACUGAGUAUGACUACAUGCAACAUGUGUAUGAUCUCGACUCUAGGUCUGGCAGCGUUGAAGGUCUCUUCGUCGAAGCCAAGGCUUUCAAUAAAGAGAAAAAGGGCAAAGGCAAGCAGAGCCUCGAGGAAGCAUUGCGGGAAGCCAACCUUGGGGAUGGGCAGAGCGAGAGUGGCUCAUCGUUAGCUGAGGAAUUUAUUGGAGAAGACAUAGGGUCACUGGGAGACUCAAGACAAACUUCAUACCAGGAUCAGCAAAAUGUACCAGACGCAAUAGCAGGCCUCCAACCUGACAUGGAUCCUCGGCUACGGGAGGUUUUGGAAGCCCUGGAUGACGAAGCUUACGUCGACGACGAAGAAGAUCUCUUCGCCGAAAUUGCGAAUGGCGGCGCGGAAGUCACUCAGGACGAGUUUGAGAGCACCAACUUCCCUGACGAUGAAGGCGAUGAUGGCUGGGAGUCCGACACAACCGAGAAACCCUUCAAUGAACAACGCUCACUUGAUACUGUACCUUCAGCUUCUGGGGACACAGAUAUGUCGGAUGCACCUCCACCAAACCUCGAUCAUGGUGAUGGCGAAUGGAUGAAGGAAUUCCGCAAAUUCAAGAACGAUGAAAAGCCGGCUCUCAAAGGCCCAAAACCAGGCCAAUCUGCCGCCGACCUCCAAUCCUCAAUCCUGACUAGUGGAACGGGUGGCGUCCAGCGCAAGAAACGAAAAGGCGCUUUGACGAGUAGUGCAGGUUACUCCAUGACCUCCUCCUCUCUAGCGAGAACAGAGGGCCAGUCGCUACUAGACGCGCGGUUCGACAAGAUUGAAGGGAUGUAUGCGGAUGACGGCAUGGAUAUGGAUGUCGAUGAUACGGCAUCGACGUUUUCAAAAAAUUCGCUGGUGUCGGGCAUGUCAAGUCUUUCAAAAGCUUCAAAUUCAUCAAAUCUAUCGACGACAUCGAGUCAAGCGCCUACUCUUGCUGGUCAAGGUCUCGACAGCAUGAUGGACGAAUUUCUAGGUGGAUACAAGAUGGCUGGUGGAAGUAGGAGAGUCGGAACGGAGAAGUAUAGAACGCCGAUGCAGCAAUUAGACGACGUGAGGAAGGACCUAGGGCCUGCGAGGGUCAAGGCACAAAGAGCAAAAUAG